GCUUUCCUGCUCUUUACGCGCGGGCGCACCCAAGCCACCCGCAGAGCACGGGGAGGUGUUGCCCGCUCUCCGGGCAGGCGGGCGCCAGUGGAUUCUGACGGCCCGUGGGAAAAUGCGGUGGUUGGCGGCCGGGCUGCUCGUGGCCGCGCUGUUUGCGGGGGUAAUAGACUGGUAUAGCCCUUCGGGGCCACAGCAGGGGAGCGUGGAAGCCCGCUCUUUCGCCGCCGAGCCGGUGCCCGGAGCUAAAGCCGACAAGCUCUUUUGGAUAGUUCAGGUAUCGGAUAUUCACAUCAGUAAAUUUCUGGACCCUAAACGAGUUUCUGAUUUUGAAAGGUUCUGUGUGGAAACAAUUCCUGUAAUUCAGCCUGCACUUGUUUUAGUAACAGGUGAUGUGACUGAUGGAAAAACAAAGGAUCAACUUGGGUCUGAUCAGAUUGAGGUGGAAUGGCAGACUUAUCAGACAAUCCUAAAAAGGUCUAAGGUCAUGGAGAAAACCAAAUGGAUAGACAUAAAAGGGAAUCAUGAUACAUUCAAUGUUCCAAACCUGGAGAGUGUCAACAAUUACUACAGAAAAUACUCUGCCUGGAAGAAAGAUGGUUCCUUCCAUUAUAUGCACCGUACACCUUUUGGCAAAUAUUCUUUCAUCUGUGUGGAUGCAACUCUCAGUCCAGGCCUCAAGAAACCCUACAAUUUCUUUGGGAUCUUAAAUGCGAAUAAAAUGGAAGAGCUGUCUUCACUGGCUGCAGGAAGUCGUGACAGCAACCACUCCAUUUGGUUUGGACACUAUCCCACCUCCUCAAUCAUCUCUAGUUCUCCAGGAAUUCGAAUGGCAAUGCGCUCUGCCACUGCUUAUUUGUGUGGGCACUUCCAUACAUUGGGUGGUCUGAUGCCAGCCCUACAUACUCGUCAUCAGCAUGGCACUUUGGAACUGGAACUGGGUGACUGGAAGUAUAACAGGAAGUACCGGAUUCUGGCUUUCGAUCAUGACCUUUUCAGCUUUGCUGACCUGCGGUUUGAGGAAUGGCCUGUAGUUCUUAUCACCAAUCCCAAGUCAUUCCUUUAUAGCAGCUCUGCUCAUGAACCAUUACAAAGAAUCCUCCAUUCUACCCAUAUCAGAAUUUUGGCCUUCUCUCCUUCUCCUAUCAAGUUUGUCAAAGUCAAUAUUGAUGGUGUUCAUUUCGGGAAUGCUUCUAAGGCAUCUGGACCACUCUACGUACUGAAAUGGGUCCCCCAAGACUAUAGUCAAGGGUUUCAUGAGAUAAGUGUAACAGUUCAGGAUGCCAGUGGUAAGAGUACUACUCAGUUUCAUAAAUUUGCUAUGGACGAAAACCUCUCUCUCAAAUUUGGAUUUCUGGAAUCUUGGCUUCUUCUUACUGAUCACCAUAUAUGGGUUCAAGUAGUGUUUGCACUAAUGGUUAUAGCUCAAAUUGUCUUGCUGAUAAUUUUCCGGUAUCGAGGAAAGCCUACACUUAAAAGACCUCUGAGCAUGGCAGCACAUACCACUCUUUCUCUUCACAUCCUGAGCAAGACAAACUUCUUCUAUUACUGGUUUAUUCUGUUGAGUGUGUAUACUGCUCUAGGACCCUGGUUUAUUGGUGCAAUGAUAGAUGGUCAUUUAGGCGCCUGUUUUUCCUUUGGGGUAGUUCUUGAUGGCCACUUCUUUGAAGGAAGUAUAACCUUUCUAGUUGGAAUUAUGCAGGUGGUGUUUUUUAAUCUACCAUUGAUGGCAUAUACAUGUUGGUGUUUGUCCUUGCGUUGCCAAGGGCAUUGCUUUGGCUCCCAUUUGUACAAUAUCAAAUGGUACCGGACCGUGCCUAUCCACCUACUCAUGGCACUCCUAUUUUUCUGGCAGGUACAUUCCUGCUAUUUCCUGCUACAGGCAUAUGGAAUUAUUGCUUUUUUCCUCUCUCCGCUGAGAACUUGGAUUGUGCUGUUAACCCUCUUUCUGAGCCACAGGACUUGGACGCUCCAGUCCUCUAUAUUCAGAAUCUUUAUUGAGGAAAUGAAAAACUACAAAAGUUCUGAAUAGUUCCUUUUCAAGAAAUGGACGUAACUUUCACCUGGAGGUGAAGCUGUGAAUUACUGGCUUACAGGACUGAUGCCUAUGCAGCCUGAACAAUUGAAUGUGAAAGUUUAGAGUUGUCCUGAAAUCACUUCUGUGCUGCUGUAUAAUCAGACUGCUACAGCUCAAUAUUCUAAGCCUUAGAGUCCAAGAGGAUCUACAGCACUUUUCUCAAAACCUACUUCCUUAUUCACCUUUGUUAAUAAAAAUUUGUUUUGAAUGACUGUUGCUGUUAAACAAAGCUCAUAAGGAAAAUAUGGGAAUCAAUGGGAAUUAUUUCUCCUUCUUAGCGUUUACACAGGGUAUGCUACACUUGAAUAAGGAUGCAGCUGCUAUUUGGUCAGUAAUAAGUCACAGCACUGGGCCAGAAAGACAAAAAUCCUUCUUUUCCCUGGUGCUUUUCCAGCCCUCUUUAGAACAGCACACACUUUCCCUUACCCAUACCCAGUUUAAAGUAUGCUAUAUUAGAAUGAUGAGAUCUUUAAAAUAUGAAUGUGGAUGCUGCCAAUACAGAAUAAAAAUAACAAUACAACAUAAAAUGAUAAUAACAAUACUACCAGCAAUAGCAAGCAGUGGUUUUAAUAAUUAGAAUUAGCCAUAGCUUCAAAGGCCAUAUGGUAUAUAAAGUAGUUAGGUGGUGCCAAAGGUUAGGUGCCUGGUGAUCUUGGGAAGGAUUCCUUAAAUGGUAUACCAUGGCUAAAAAGCAUCCUUUCUAGUUCCCAUCCAUGUCUUUUCAGAUAGCAAGGGAAGCCAUAACAGAGGCUUACUUUCUCACCUCCGCUAAUUGACGGCUUGAUUUGGAAAUAGGAUCAGCACCAAGACCUUGAAUUGUUCUUGAAAAUGUAUUGGCAACCAGUUUAGCACUAGAAUAAUAUUGCAUAUGAUGGCAUCUGUAUUGUUGACUAUUUUCUGGGCAGUCUUCAAGAGUGGCCCAUGUAUGUUAUAUUACUGUAUAUUACAGUAAUCCUGGAGUUUAUCAGAACAUUGAUAAUCAUGACAGUGCCAUUUCUGUCCAGGAGAUGCAACAACUAGCACACUAGUCACAGGUGGUGAAAUGGUGCUCUGUAGUCCUUGGUCUUCCAGUGACAAAUCUGGAACUAGGAUCAACUCUGAACUUGACCCAGAAGGAAGACUGCACCAUUUAGAAUUGAUUGAACACCAGUGCCAAAAGCAAAUGAAAUUACCUAUCCAAAUCAUUUCUGUACUCUCAGGAUUAAGUUUCAGUUGAUUGGUCCUCAUCUAGCUCCUCACUGAUUCUGCAUACCCGUUCUGCUCUUCUACUUUCUCAUCAGACCCAGAUGAAAACUGAACUGGGUGCCAUCUGCAUACCAAUGACACCUUACUUCAAAACCUUUCUAGCAGCUAUUUAUGUUAAAAAGCCUUUGGGCUACUAUUAGAAAACCAAGUCUUACUAGGUUCACAAAAUUAUUUAUAGUUUUUUGCACUGCUGCUUUGUGUGUUGUUGUUUUUUUGGACUGCUGUUUUAUGUAAUCAGUAAAAGAAUGCUUCACAAUCCAUCUUAUUCAAAAAUAAAAGUGAAAAAUGAUUUUAA
Messenger RNA from Varanus komodoensis (Komodo dragon), 3614 nucleotides. It is a transcript of the gene TMEM62, whose product is annotated as transmembrane protein 62. The record is from RefSeq and is a predicted model, not a curated record. The transcript has 14 exons. Gene Ontology annotation, molecular function: hydrolase activity. NCBI's taxonomy places the organism in Eukaryota, Metazoa, Chordata, Lepidosauria, Squamata, Varanidae. The coding region runs from base 113 to 2029 and encodes 638 amino acids.